Molecule: messenger RNA, 1620 nt
Organism: Gaeumannomyces tritici R3-111a-1
Lineage: Eukaryota; Fungi; Ascomycota; Sordariomycetes; Magnaporthales; Magnaporthaceae
Exons: 3
Coding region: 1-1620 (539 amino acids)
Biological process (GO): protein polyubiquitination; positive regulation of proteasomal ubiquitin-dependent protein catabolic process; ubiquitin-dependent protein catabolic process
Cellular component (GO): cytoplasm; ubiquitin ligase complex
Molecular function (GO): ubiquitin protein ligase activity; zinc ion binding; ubiquitin conjugating enzyme binding
Source: RefSeq, a predicted model, not a curated record
AUGACGGAAACCGCCGUCCAAAUCACUCAUGCUAGCGCUGCUGCGGCACUCAUGAACGCCGUAGGCCCCAUCCCCAAACGACCGAUCACUCCAGAGAACGUCGCUAUCAGGAGAAAGAGUAUCGAGGUCGACCGGACCACGCAAGAGGCGAGUGGCCUAGUGGACGUGGCAGGCGGCGAGGCCGAAUUUGGGGAAGAUUUCGCUCAAGACUGGUUUAGAUAUGAGCCGCCUGAUGUCUUUUCCAGUCUGCUCGACGGCGUUAGAGACGAGGUGAGGAGUGUGGUCCAGACGUCGGCUGAGAAUGUCAGGCGUCGGGCAUCUCUGGAACGGCAACGGGACGAAGAAACGAGGGAACAGACUGGCCAACAGUUUGCAGCAUCGUCAACCUCACGCCCGGACUCAACGCCGGAUCGGAAGCGAAGAGUCCCAGACUCACAGACUGUGGCGUUGGAACACAAAGCUUCAACAGGAUAUGCCGACGCUGGAGCUACUGCUGAAACUCUCCCGAGUGAGCCGCCUGCCCGACAGGAGAGGCUUUUUGGUCGGGGGAUCAUGGGCGUGCUCCAGGAAAUGCAUGGCAAACACGGGAUAUCCUUCAUGUUGCCCAGUCUAACUUCAAAAGGGAAAACACCCGUCACAACAGUAGAAUGUGUCGCGUGCCUGGACGACUUUGUGCCAAAGAAAACGGUAAAGACAGCUUGCCAUAGCUACUGCCGGCCGUGUUUCGAGCGGCUCAUCGAAACGGCGCUGGCCACAGAGGCGCAGUGGCCGCCCAGGUGCUGCCUGAACGAAGUGCCCCUGAACGCCAUCGUAAAUGGCCUUCCGCGCGGCCUCCGCAUCCGCUACACCAACAGGGCCGCCGAAUACAGGGUGCCCGCCAAGGAGCGCCUGUACUGCCCGCACCCGGACUGCGGCGUCUUCGUGGGGCAGCGCCACAGCUCCUCCUUCCGGCGGAUGAAGAGCAGCGGCAGCAUCAUCGCCACGACGACCAGCAAGACGACGAGCUGCUGCCGCGGCCACCCCAUCUGCAUCCCCUGCGGCCAGCCCGGCCACCCGGACGACGGGCCCAACUGCCGGCGCGACCCGGACCGGCGACUGGCCGACGAGCUGGCCGACGAGGAGGCCUGGCGCCGCUGCUUCAAGUGCGACGUGCUGGUCGAGCACGCCGACGCCUGCCACCACAUGACGUGCCGGUGCGGCGCCCAGUUCUGCUUCGUGUGCGGCCGCAAGUGGCGCACGUGCGACUGCACCUCGGACAUGCUGCACCUCCCUCUGUGGGCCAGGCGCUCCGACCGCAACGAGCGUAUUGCGGCCGCCAUGGCCGCCUAUAUGCGCCACAACGACGCCGCCAUGCUCGCCUGGCGCGCCGCCCGCGAGGCCGAGGCCGCCCGCGACCGCCACCGCCGCGGCGAGGACCGCGACAUCAAGCUGGAGCUGCAGGCGCGCGAGCUCGCCCGCGUCGACGGGGCCUUCGCCGCCCGCGAGGCCGAGCUACUAGCGCGCCACCGCGCCGAGAGGUGCUGGGCCAAGGCGCUGCUCGAGGAGCGCCGCAGCGUGUUUCGUCAGUUGAAAAGACGCGAGAUGGAGCGCGUGAGCCAGGUGGCCGACGAAGCCUCUUAA